Xiphias gladius (swordfish) is the source of this 1988-nucleotide messenger RNA. RefSeq lists its product as uncharacterized. The coding region runs from base 79 to 738 and encodes 219 amino acids. The record is from RefSeq and is a predicted model, not a curated record. Lineage: Eukaryota; Metazoa; Chordata; Actinopteri; Istiophoriformes; Xiphiidae. The transcript is spliced from 5 exons.
GAUGCCAGAUGGUGUCAGCUGGAGUGCUGUGAGUAUUGUUUUUCACACCACAGUGCGAGAAGAAGCAGAAACGCUGAGAUGACAGCUUGCCACUUCAACAUCUUCAUUGUCUUCACAGUUUAUCUGAGCUUCAACUUCCACCCAAGUCAUGGUUUUAAGGUGAUUCAGCCACAGUUCCAGACUAUAAACCCGGAUGGGUCAGCCGUUAUCACCUGUGAACACACCGUGAACGUCAGCUCUGUUGAAGAUGCUCGACUCAACAGCAUAUCACAAGCAGAUACGUCUAAAAGGUCACUGCUCUGCCAGAAGGGAAAGAAGGAAUGUAAGAACAUUGCCAUGCAUCCAGAGAAUCCCAACAAGUGGCUCUUCAUCUUACUCAACCUUGGGCCAGAGAACAUGACCAUGUCAUAUGAGUGUGAGUUCACAGUGAGGAAAGGUCAUCUAGAUUACACCAUGAAAGGAAUACCAACCAGACUGCGGUCAGGUCAAAAGGAAACGGAGAAGGACUGCAUAUCUCCCCCUCCCCCUCCCCCUCCCCCUCCCAGUCAGCAUUACCAACUGAUCUGGACUCUGACUGGUCUGCUGGCUCUGAUAUUCCUAUACAGCUGUGCCAUCAGCUUCGUCUACGUCAGACUGAGGAUGACUAACAACAAGAGAGAACCUGAGAACUGCACCUAUGUGGAAAUGAGGAAGGCUCCUCUGCCAACUGAUCUGUCUUUCAACAGUUUUUGUGGGUAGCAGGCUCGUGUCUUCUUACCCCUGGGAAAACUUUUCCAUGAAACCUUUCUUCAUGUAUCGUAGUCUCAAACCUUUGCUCUAUUUGCUUCUUUAUCAUGUGUCUCUCUUUGUACGAGUUGAAAACCAUUGUACUACUGAAGCUAAACAGCAGGGUGAGACAGAGACUGUCUAAAGCCACGAUGCUUUCUGCUGCUGUGCUUGUACAUCUCCUCUUUUACGGUAGUGUGUGAUGAAGCAACAAAACAUUACCCAUUAUGUCGGACAUAUACGAAUACGUACAGUUUAUCAUUCAUUCGGACCUUUUUCUAUCAACUUAAAAUGAAGCUAUAUAAUACACACACUGAGUAAUUUCAUUUAUAUCCCCACCGUCCAGCCUGACAGCUUUAUGGAUGGAAAACAGGCUCCUCACAGCUGCUCUUUACCAUGAAAGGACAAUCCUCCCUUCCUGCGAAACCCAGACCUCCUCAGUUUUUUUCCCUGACGAUGCCUGAAGUCCAUGUCCCCUCACAUCUGCACUAUAAAGGACCAUUUAACUUCUGCUCGUUUCCACUGUGUAGCUAAAGUACUUUAUUUUAUACUGUACAAUCUUCAUUGCUUUUUUUGGGAAUUCGCAGUGUUUGCGCAUAUGCACAUUACAAUGUUAUUACUAUUAUUAGUUAUUAAAUGUAUUUUAUUUAUUUUAUUUUUUAUUCUGGCCACCGGUUGUCGAGGGAGGUGGCUUGUUGGGCCUCUUUCCAGCCUCUAGAAGCACUUUAGGGCUUUAGUGGUAUGAGGGGAAUGGUGGGAGAAGCCUUGAUCCACUCCAGAGGAAAAAAAAGAGAAUUCAUGGACAAAUUCGUGCCUAUUACUCACCCCACAGAGGAUGAAGGCGAGAAGAAGGUGAGACCUGCAAUCAGCCAGACCUCCUAGGGCCACAGCCCUAGUCUGGGUGUGGCCCAAGGUGAUUCUGCCCUUGAAUAUCCUUGAAUGAAACAAACAUUUAAAAAAGGAAGGAGGAUAAUGAGGAAAUACUUAUAUGUGGUAAUUAUUUUAAAUAAAGAUGGACUCUUCAGCCACCUCCCUUUGGGCUACUGCUGGCCAGGAUAGUAAGUUUAUUAACCAUGACAUGUAUUAAUUAUAUGGUCUUCAUGUCUGAAUAUUCUGUUCUACUUUUGUCUUUUUAGGUAUCAUUUAUUUGUCCUUUCAUUUUUUUUAUUUUAAGUACAAGGCCCAGUGUAGACAUGACAAUUGUGUACCUGAACCGAUGCAGA